Molecule: messenger RNA, 594 nt
Organism: Coffea arabica (coffee)
Lineage: Eukaryota; Viridiplantae; Streptophyta; Magnoliopsida; Gentianales; Rubiaceae
Source: RefSeq, a predicted model, not a curated record
AUGAGAACUCUAAGAACCUUAGACACUAAUACCUCCUCCAAAUUCACAACACCUUCAACAACAACCACAAAGCCAACUUUUUCAACUCCUGCAAUAGUACAGAAGUCCCUAUGGCACUCUCCACUGCCAUAUUUGUUCGGCGGCCUCGCAGCGAUGUUAGGACUAAUUGCUUUUGCCCUUCUGCUCUUGGCAUGUUCUUACUGGAGACUGUCAAGCAGCAUAAACAAUCAAGAAAACAGUGGUGAAAGGGAUUCAGAAGAAGGUGGUGAUGAUGGGAAAGCUGAAAAUGCUGCAGCAGGAAAAGCUAUGCCUGAUUUUGAAGAGAAAAUUGUAGUGAUUAUGGCUGGUGAUGUCAAGCCAACUUUUCUUGCAACUCCCAUGUCCAGCAAAGCUUCUUGCUUUGGAGAUGGAUUCAAGAAGAAUGAGAAUUUUGGCAAAGAAACGGAAGAGAUUGUUGAGAGACCAAAACAUGAGGUAUCAGAUCAUGCUCAGGUAUCAGAUCAUGAUGAGCAAACAGUAAGAUCAGCUGAGGAUGGAAAUCAAAGUCGAGAAUCAACCGCUGCCCAAGAAAGCCCAGAAGAAAACCAGCCAUGA